UGCAUCUCAGAGCUUCCAGGAAGUAGCAAGAGAACAACUCAGUUGCCUGAGAGCGCAGUGGCUCAGAAGUGCAUGGGUUGUCAAGGACCCCAGUGUCACCACUCCUCUCCACGAUGAUCAACACCUACAUGACCAGCAUGGCUCCGCCGCCGGUGCCUCCGCGCCUCAGCGGCUCCCACACAGUCCUCAUCCCGGCUCCACUUCCAUCACGAAGCCACAGCAAGUCCCUCAUCUGGUUUUUGGUUGGUGUAGUGAUGCUGCAUUUAUUCCUGUCCAUCGGAGGAUUCAUCUAUCUGUACCACUAUGACAGAAUGCUUUCAAUCCAGCUUCCCUCAGGACUGCAGGGCGAAGCGGCUCUUCGCUCAUCUGAAAAGCAGGACACCUCCAACCGAGCCUUGGCACGCAUGGUAGUUGAUCAGCGAUUCCGCAAAUCAGAUAAGAAAUCUGCAUCGGGUUAUCUCCAGUGGGACUUCAAGCACUCGGAUCUUAGGGGCAUCGGCUACUACCGCAACAGUUGGCUGACGAUCCAGCAGCCUGGUGAUUACUACGUCAACUCCAGGGUGACCUUCUCCAAGGGCGACUCGGAGCGCCCCCUGGUCAGCAUGGGGAAGCUGAGGACGGAUGAUAAAGGAGAGGAAGUUGUGAUGCAGGCCUACUGCAACCUGGACAGCAACAACGGAUCUGCGUUGAUCCCCCGCCUGUGCACGGCCACGCAGAGCGUGGUGCUCACACUGAAGAAAGGAAACCAGCUCAGUGUCUGGGUGCAAAACCUUUCACUGGUGAAUUACGAGAACGAAGCUACAACCUUUUGGAUGUACAAGAUGUAGGACUUCUAUGUGAGCACAUGCAUGGACAUAAUCUGAACAGUGGGAACUCAUUAAGUGGAUGUACGUGGACUUAAAUCGUCUGAGAACUGUUUAAUAGACUGGAUCAACUAAUGGAUUCUGAUCUUUUUUUUCGUGGAGACAAAGACCACAUUCCUAAAACAUAAUUUAUUAAAUCAGAUAUCGUUGUGUGAUUUUGUGCUAUUUUUGAGGCAGCUACGAAUGGUUGUUCUGUAUUUAUUAAUGUAAAUGAGUUUGUAUGGCUGUGAAAUGAAACUUUGAUAUUUAAUCUAAAAGAUGUCUUCUCUUUUCUGUGUCUUGCAAUCAGGAGUUAGUCAGAUGUAAAGUAAAGAAGAGACACAUACAUUGAACAUUGACAUCCAGACUAAAGCACCACAGAUUUGAUGUUAUGAGCAUGACACAGUUUGAGGUCAUGCGUAAUAUUGUAAAUGGUGCAAAGGAAAUAUGUGCAGAUAUUUUCUGUAAACUAACAACGUUUUAGUGCUGAAAAGAAAUUAGCAUUGUUUGAUGAAUCAGAAAUACUCAAGGUGAUCAGGUAAAAUACCCCAAAUCAUCACCAGUAUUACCACAAAUAGGACAAACAAUAUUCUUCGGACAUAUCCAAAAUGAUGCUGCAUGGGCUACUCAGAAGUUAAACUUUUACCACAUAAAGCGCAAAACAUUACACAUUUUCAUUCUGUACCACUGGUUUUCAAUUUCUAGGAAUCGAGAAACAAAUCAGAGACACAUUUCAUCUGAGCCACAAGAAACAAGACCACUCAAGAUGUAGGUUACCUCUCCAGAGGGGGCAACUAGACUCGAUACCGGAUGUCCUUUUGUGGUAUGCAUCAAACUGAAUGAUGUUAUCGGUGGUAAAAGAAAGAUGGGAAGCAAAUUCACAUCUUAAUUAACUCCUUGAUUACAAAUGGACAUACACACUAUUUUUACUGCUGAUCAUUUUUCCAAGCAACCUGCAGACUUUCCACUUGUGUGAUGUGUUGUUGCUUCUUUCCAGGCAGCCAUUGGUUCCCAUUCAUGUCCAUGUGGUUAUAUGAAUCAUUUAUCAAACUCUUGAAACUGGUUUGAGUUGUGCAAUGAUUCAGAGUAACCCCACAAGUUUCAUAUCCGUUCAUUAUCCUGUUUAAAUGCAGAUUGAUCUCAUAUACAGGCACUACCUCACACAUCAAGUGUCUACCGCAUGGUUUGAAAUAUAGUAGUAUUAUAAAGUAUUGAGGAUAAUAGUAAUGGACUAAAGCAUGAACUGUAUCUGUUGUUAAAAUGGACAUGUACAGUUUGGACCAUGACCUACUUUGUUUGAUGUAAUCACUGGACACACCAAAGCCUCACUGUGUGCAGACUAAGUUUGUAAAGUACUCAGUGGGUAAUGUAAAGGUUCUACCAGCAAGUUUAAAGUUAGCAGCUCAGACAUCACACAACUGUCGUGGAGCUGAGCGGGAUGGAAAGUGUGAAUCUCUAUGUAGAUGAGCUCAGAUGCAGAGGUGGCACACUUCGACAGGAUGUCAUCUAUUCUAGUCACUGCUUCUUCCAUCCUGUGAAGGGUGUCUUGCUACCGAAAUCUGAACAACCCACAAAUUCCUGAACCGCACAUGUGCCGAAUGCCGCAUGGAAAAGGCUGGCUGGGGUGGAUUUUCC
Messenger RNA from Cyclopterus lumpus (lumpfish), 2477 nucleotides. RefSeq names its product CD40 ligand (gene cd40lg). The transcript has 4 exons. Gene Ontology annotation, cellular component: membrane. Gene Ontology annotation, biological process: immune response. The record is from RefSeq and is a predicted model, not a curated record. Gene Ontology annotation, molecular function: tumor necrosis factor receptor binding. The coding region runs from base 114 to 827 and encodes 237 amino acids. Lineage: Eukaryota; Metazoa; Chordata; Actinopteri; Perciformes; Cyclopteridae.